Molecule: messenger RNA, 2081 nt
Organism: Cloeon dipterum
Lineage: Eukaryota; Metazoa; Arthropoda; Insecta; Ephemeroptera; Baetidae
Gene: Aldh
Product: Aldehyde dehydrogenase
Exons: 9
Coding region: 181-1743 (520 amino acids)
Molecular function (GO): aldehyde dehydrogenase (NAD+) activity
Source: RefSeq, a predicted model, not a curated record
CCGCUGAGCCUUUGGUUUGGUGACAGUCGUAGGUCGUCACAUGAAAACCUGAUCGGGAUCGCUAGAUCUUGUUGCCGAGAGCCGCGGCUAUAAAUUGUACCCGCGAGCAGACUAAGGCGCACCAGUCAACAGUCGGUCGUCAGGGCGAAAAGAAGGAUCACAACAGGUCACGAACACGAGAUGAUGCUGAGAAACAUUGUGAGGAGCGGGCUCCGCGCCCACCAGAAGUGGGCCUUCGCCGCGUCCAUGUCUUCGGCACCGGCCACUGCGCCCAUUGUCAAGCCUGAAAUUCACCACACCGGCAUAUUCGUCAACAACGAGUGGCUCAAAUCUGCCUCUGGCAAGACUUUCCCGACCAUCAACCCUGCCACAGGAGAAGUGAUUUGCCAAAUUCAGGAAGGUGACAAGGCUGACGUUGACUUGGCUGUCAAAGCUGCCAGUGAUGCCUUCAGGUUCGGCAGCCCGUGGAGGCGCAUGGACGCCUCUGACCGUGGCGUCUUGCUCAACAGACUGGCUGACCUCAUUGAGAGGGACAGUGUUUACAUUGCCAGUUUGGAGACCCUGGACAAUGGAAAGCCCUACAGCAGCGCUCUGGCUGUGGACGUGGCUGCCACGGUCAAAUGUCUGCGCUACUACGGUGGUUGGGCAGACAAGAACCAUGGAAAGGUCGUGCCUAUGGAUGGGGACUACAUUUCCUUCACCAGGCAUGAGCCUGUUGGGGUUUGCGCCCAGAUCAUUCCGUGGAACUUCCCUCUGCUCAUGCUGGGCUGGAAGAUUGCGCCUGCUCUCGCCACUGGCAACUGUGUGAUUGUCAAGCCAGCAGAACAGACGCCGUUGACGUGCCUCUAUGUCGCUGAACUCGCGAAAGAGGCCGGGUUUCCUCCAGGUGUUUUUAAUGUCAUUCCUGGCUAUGGUCCCACUGCUGGCGCCGCGCUCACUUACCACAACGAUGUUGACAAAGUUGCAUUUACUGGUUCAACUGAGAUUGGAAAGCUGAUUCAGAAGGGAGCAGGUGAGUCCAACUUGAAGCGAGUCACUCUCGAGUUGGGCGGCAAGUCUCCGAACAUCAUCCUGAAGGACGUCGAUGUUGAUGCGGCUGUCGAGAACGCUCACUUUGGCCUCUUCUUCAACAUGGGCCAAUGUUGCACAGCUGGGUCGCGCACCUUCAUCGAAGAAGAUAUUUAUGAAGAGUUUGUGGAGAAGAGUGCCGCGCGCGCCAAGAAGCGUGUGGUCGGCGACCCGUUCGACCCCAAGACUGACCAGGGCCCUCAGGUGGACGAGGAGCAGCUGACCAAGAUUCUUGGGCUCAUUGAUUCGGGCAAAAAGGAGGGCGCGCGCUUGGUGGCUGGAGGCGCCCGUGAGGGAGACAAAGGUUAUUUCAUCCAGCCGACCGUAUUUGCCGAUGUCAAGGACAGCAUGCGAAUUGCUAGAGAGGAGAUUUUUGGGCCUGUGCAACAACUGAUCAAAUUCAAGAAUCCCAAGGAGCUGCUUGAGAGAGCUAACAACACCGAGUACGGUCUUGCUGCCGCUAUUUUCACCAAGGACAUAGAUAAAGCGAUGUAUUUAAUGCAAGGCAUCAGAGCAGGAACGGUUUGGAUCAACUGUUACAACAUUUUUGGAGCUCAAGCAGCGUUCGGAGGCUUCAAAAUGUCUGGAAAUGGCCGUGAGCUGGGCGAGUAUGGUCUCCAAGCGUACACUGAGGUCAAAACGGUGACCAUUAAGGUGACUGAGAAGAACAGCUAAGAAAAAUCGUCAUAAGACACAAUCUUUUAUUGAAAGUGAGAGCAAAUUAAAAAUAUACGAAAAUUAAAAUUCCUGCUCCAAAGGAGCUACAAACAAAUCAAUUUAACGUCAAAUACGUCGCAUUUGAAAGGACAUAAAAAUGUCGUGAGACUUCCACUUACACCCUGACAAAGCAAUAAUUGCCAGUGUCUUCAUGCCUCCCGCUCCAGUUGCACCUAAUCACUCCUUGUAAAUCAGGCUUUGAUACUUAUUGUUAGGCUGCGUGAGAGUUACUGCUUAAUCUUGUUUAUGGUGGAAUUUCAAAAUAAAAAUAUUUUCAAUGAGAAAUUAUACGAAAA